GAAAAGCUUCGCAGUUCGCACCGAACUCUCUCCUUCCUUCUUUCUUCCGCCAAACAACCAACAAUCCAAACAGAAAGACUGCCCCUCCUUUCCCUUGAAACGUAAUCGAGGUGCUUGACUGUAAUGUAGCAGAUUGUCGCAGAGAUCAUUUUCCCAUCGCAGUUAUUGUUCUUCUGUUGCUUCUUCGCGAUUCAUCUGGAGGAAGAAGGGUUCGGCCGAUCAUUACACAUCGAAGAGGAAAUUCUCCAGAGUCGUGUUUGUCCUCGUAGAUGGAUAGCUUCACCGCCGAAGAUCUAUCCACGAUCGGGGGAAUCGCCACCGUCUCGCUUCUUCACUCCUUUAUCCCCACCCACUGGCUGCCUUUCUCCAUUGUCGGCCGCGCUCAGAAAUGGACUCUCUCCAGAACCCUCCUCGUCACUGCUUUUGGGGCAGUCUUGCAUGUUAUCUCAACUUCGCUCCUGGGCAUCACAGCAAUCACAAUGGCAAAUACAAUUGCCGGUGAAGAAACAGUGCACAAGCUAGCUUCACUUCUUCUCGUAAUUCUCGGAGGUAGUUACGUGUUACUGUUUCUCUCUGGGAAAGGUGGGCACAGUCAUUCACAUAACCAACCAAUGGAGAAAAUGGCGGUUGCAGGGCUUGUUCUUGUUCCUGCAUUAUCUCCUUGUGCGACUACUCUUCCAGUGUUCCUUGCAGUUGGUAAUUCAUCCUCUAUGAUGGUGCUUGCCAUCAUCGUGCUGCUAAUCAGCACGAUAACUGUUAUGACUUCACUGGUGGCUCUGUCAUUCUACGGCGCCAGUCAAAUCAAGUUCCACUGGGUGGAACGCUACGACAAGCUUUUGGUGGGAUCGGUUCUAUGUCUGGUGAAAGGAAACAAAAAUGUAAAGUGUUUGUUAAGCUGUAGUAGGAUGCUUCUUCUUGCUGUUCAUCGAGGCACAGGAUCGACUCUGAACUGGCAUAUCUACGAGGGUUUCAAGCUGAACAGAAUGGCGGUGCUCAGUUGGAAGCACCACACCGUCAUCCAAGCUCUGAUGGCGCGUGGUCCGCUCAUGGAGGACGAGUUCCGCAAAAUCUACGCCGACGUUACUGGGAAAAACCCUCGCGCUAACCCAAAGGACUUCAAUGAUUUCACACUGAAGAUAAAUAAGGAGCUUUCGUUUGUUCAGAUGGAGUUGAGGUGCUGCCGGAACCAAAAUGAUGGUCGAGUCUAUUAUGGAUUGGUCAACAAUAUUGCUGAUGAACAAUCCAAGCUGGGGACGAAGUACUCUAUCCCACAUAUUGCUUUGUUUAAGGGAAUCGUAGAAGCGAUUAUACAAGAUGAAGCUGCUCAGGGUUGCAUAUCCACCAUUACAGCUCUCAACAUACGACUGGAGAAUCAGGUCCAGUUGGCAGGAGGUUCCCAGUCGCAAAAUGGUCCACCUGAAGUCCCAGCUGCAAUAAGGAAUUUCUCAAUGUCCCAGAAGGACAGGGCUAUCGAUGAACUCAUACGAGACAAUUGGCUUUCUCAAACUACUGAUGGUGAUGUUGCCUUAGGGUUCAGAUCCUACCUUGAUCUAAGGAGCUUAUUCCAUAACAUGGGCAUUCCUCCUUGUGAAGUCUGCAAUGAAAGUGGCGUCAAGGCUAAAGUGUGCCCAACUGAAGGAUGUAAUGUGCGAAUUCACGAGUACUGCUUGAGUAAGAAACUAUCACGGAAAAAGGACAAGAUAGUAUGCCCGAGUUGUGGCAUUAACUGGCCAUUUGCUGCACCAAAGAGUGAACCCGUGGAGGAAGAAGAGGAUGAACAGCCUGCUCAAACUCAAACCCAAACGCAGCAGCCAUCAUCGAGUGGGUCCAGAAGGAAGCGGUAUCGAUUCUCGGUUGACGUAGAACCCGACUCUGCUUCCGCUGAAGCUUCUCAACCGCCACCCUCUACGAGAAGAAGCACCCGGUUUUCUGGACGAUCGAGGUAGUAGUACCAGAACUCAUCCUCCUUCCUUCCUCUCAUCCAGCAUUUUCCUCCCCCCCAACUGUUGAAUGUCAGCUCAAAUGCUAUGUUAUUUUGUGAGCUGCAUAACAAGUAGAAUCGAAUUUUAAGGGGGCUCGUGCACAGUUUGAAUGUCAGGAAAGCUAAGACACCAACAGUAGCUGUAUAUGAGGCAUCCUGAGGUUGUAUAGUUGGUACUGGUAGUAGAUGACUUGUUGGCUUAUUAGGCUAUGGCUGUAUUGGGCAAGUCGCCUUCUCUUGGAACAGCACAUACUCUCGACAUAUUGGGUAUAUUCUUGUUUGUCUAUUCUGCAAUGACAACUGGCCAAACGAAAUCUUAGCUAAGGGCAUUCAUCGUCAUCGUUGGAUCUCUUCCACCAAUUUUGUUUUGUUGUGACGCUG
Molecule: messenger RNA, 2362 nt
Organism: Linum tenue
Lineage: Eukaryota; Viridiplantae; Streptophyta; Magnoliopsida; Malpighiales; Linaceae
Source: the annotation of a GenBank genome assembly